This is a messenger RNA of Amphibalanus amphitrite, 12885 nucleotides long. Its product is annotated as titin-like. NCBI's taxonomy places the organism in Eukaryota, Metazoa, Arthropoda, Thecostraca, Balanomorpha, Balanidae. The record is from RefSeq and is a predicted model, not a curated record.
AUGGGCACCAACCUCACGACCGGAGGACAGCCCGCACCGCCCGUCUUCGAGCAGAUAUUCCGAAAUGCCCGGUUCGCGCAGGGCGGCAACGCGCUGUUCGAGGGCUGCGUGCGCGGCACCCCACGACCCACGAUCACAUGGACGCGCCAGGGACGACCGAUCUACGAUUCGAACAAGUACCAGUUGAAGUAUAACCCGACAUCCGGCGAGGUCAGUCUGAUGAUCUCGCGGAUUGGCCCAGGAGACGAGGGAGAGUACACGUGCCUGGCCAAAAACCAGUACGGAGAGGCCAUCUGCACAGUCUACAUACAGCCCGAGGCUGCGUACCUGCAGCAGCAACAGCAACAGCAACAGCAACAGCAGCAGCAGCAGUUGCAGUUGCAGCAGCAGCAGAACGUUCAGCAGCAGAGUUUUCAACAACAACACUUUCAGCAGCAGCAUUUCCAGCAGCAGCACAUCCAACAGCAGCACUAUCAGCAGCAGCAGUUCCAGCAGCAGCAGUAUCAUCAGCAGAGCAUGCAGCAGCAGAGCAUGCAACGGCGGAUGAUGGGCCAGCAGCAGACCAUGCAGUAUCACCAGGAGAUGAGCUCCACCACGGACUCGGCCGGACACUCCACCACGGCGCCGUUCGCGGCCCCGAUCGGACAGCCGCCUGUGCAGCAGCAGGCGGAGGAGUUCCGGGUGGACACCUUUGAGUACCGUCUGAUCCGUGAGACUGAGUUCCGCGAGUCACUCACCCGCCGCUACGCUGGUGAGACUGAGACUGAGACCGAGGUGGAGACAGAGACCGAGAGCCGCCAGCCGGGUCCUCUCAGCCCGCCGCAGGUGCAGACCAAGCCACGCGCCACCAAGGUCAACCAGAACGGCGACGCCACCUUCCAGGCGCGUCUGGUCGGCAACCCCAAGCCCAAGGUGACUUGGUUCCAUAACGGCGUGCGCGUGCGGACCGGUACGCGCGCCGCGGCGUCUCACAGCAACUCAAACGCGGUGCUGCGACUGCGCUCAGUACAGCCCGAGGACUCCGGACACUACACGAUGCUGGCGGAGAACGCUGCCGGCUGCGUGGUCAGCUCGGCCUACCUCGCGGUGGAGCCGGCCGCUGACCUCAACCGGCAGGGAGUCACCACCACGCAAAGAACCGCAUACUCUGCGACGGAGGAGACGGCGACAGAGGACCGGACCCUGGCGCCCACCUUCCUCCGGGUACCCACCGACAAGGAGACCCAGGAGGGCAAGAUGGUGCGACUCGAGUGCCGCACAUCCGGCAAACCCAGUCCAGAGGUUUUCUGGUACAUCAACGGCCUCCCCAUCGUCAAUGACGCCACGCACAAGAUCAUGGUCAACGAAUCCGGAAGUCACGCGCUCAUGAUCACCAACGCCACGCAGCGAGACUCGGGCGUCGUCACAUGCGUCGCCAAGAACAAGAACGGGCAGACACAGUUCCAGGUGAACCUGAACGUGCUGGAGCGCGAACAGGUGAUCGCUCCCAAGUUCGUGGAGCGUUUCCAGACGGUGCACGUCCGGCCCGGCGAGCCCGUGUCUCUCAGCUGCCGGGCGGUGGGCGCACCGACACCCCGCAUCACGUGGCAGAAGGACGGUGCAACCAUCGACAGCUCGGCCGACGUACGCAUCGUGACCGAUGGAGGAGCCUCCAUGCUGGACAUUCCAUGCGUGCGACCCGAGGACGGCGCGUGGUACCAGUGCACCGCGCAGAACGCCGCCGGCAGCACGGCCACGCGGGCCAAGCUGUACGUCGACACGGGUCCGGCGCCUCCGGCGGGAGAGCCGUGGAGACUGCACCUGCCCAAACCGACCAGGGUAAUCGAGCCAGAGCCGCCUCAGGAGUCAGAGAUUAUCCACCUUCGGCACGUGGAGCGGUCGCGACCGAAGCCGCAGCGUGCCGAGGAGGAGCGUCCCGUGCACCCUCCGCAGUUCACCCACCCGCUGAGGGAUGUCGCCGUCAGCGAGGGAGACAGGAUACUGCUGGAGGCCAAGGUGGUACCGCUCGGUGAUCCGACCAUGAGGAUCGAGUGGUACAUCGACGGACAGCCGCUGCCGGCCAGUUCGCGGGCGACGCUGACGGACAAGUUCGGCUAUGUGUCUCUGAGUCUGCUGUCGGUCGUUCGUCAGGACACCGGGACCUACACCUGCCGUGCGGUCAAUCAAGCGGGGUCAGCCGACACGACCUGCACGGUUUCUGUAGGACCUCGCUCCACGAUCGAGACCAAGUCGCAGCACCCGGAGAGUCUGCAGCCGAUCCAGCAGCUGGAGGACAACUCGCGCUACGUGCUCAAAUCCGCCUCCAUGGAGAUGACCAGCAUGCGGCCCACCUUCGUGCACGAGCUGCGGGACGUCUCUGGCGUCACGGAGGGCUCGUACGCCCACUUCGAGGCGCAAAUCAACCCCGUGUCCGAUCCGUUCAUGAGGAUUGAAUGGUUCAAGGACGGAAUACCCCUUACAGCGAGCUCCCGGAUCUCCACCAUUAACAACUUUGGCUACCUUGCCCUGAACAUCAACCAGCUCCGACCGGAAGACUCGGGUGUCUACACUGUUCGCGCCACCAACAAGGCGGGUGACUCGAGCAGCCAGGCGAGUCUGACGGUCAGCGUUCCCGACUCGGGCGUGACCGGCGAACUGGGCAUCCCCGAGCAGCAGCGGUACAUCCAGUCCGUGGAGCAGCUGGAGGCCUACAAACAGUCCAUCUACCAACAGGUGACAUCGGAGCUGGAGGAGAAGACGGUGCCGCCCAACUUCACCCAGCCGAUCCGGGACGCGCCGGCGGUGCCCGAGAACGGCACGGCGCACUUCGAGGCGCGCCUCGAGCCGAUGGGAGACGCCACCAUGACCAUCCACUGGCUCAAGGACGGCAGACCGCUCGAAGCCAGCUCCCGUAUGACUACCUUCUUCAACUUCGGCUACGUCAGCCUGACCAUCAAGCAGGUCAGCGUGUUCGACACGGGCGUGUACACGUGCGUGGCGCGUAACGCGGCCGGUCAGACGCAGUGCCAGGCUCGCCUGCAGUGCGUCGGCAGGCAGGACGUCCUCCACGAGAGCAACAUGGAGAGCAUGCAGAAGAUCCAGUACCUCGAGGACUCCAGCCGGUACCAGCGUACUGAGGAGGAAGACAUCACCGUCACCAAGAUGCCGCCCAAGUUCCUCGGACCCAUCAAGGGAACCAACGUCAUCCGGGAGGACCAAAAGGCCCACUUCGAGGCUCGCCUCGAGCCUCAGAACGAUCCAACGAUGAAGACGGAAUGGUUCCACAACGGCAGGCCACUGACUUCGGCCAACCGGAUUCAGACGUUCCUCAACUUCGGCUACGUUGCGCUGGACAUCAGCGCCGUGAAACCGGAGGACGCCGGCACCUACACGCUGGUGGUGACCAACGCGCUCGGACGCGAGCAGCAGCAGACCCAGAUGAAGGUGGAAGCUCGGAGCGCCAUCGACACCACGUCCAUCCACCGGACUGUGGUGGAGAAGACGGACCGACUGGAGCGGUCCAAGUUCCAAGAGCCGCAGUACGACGUCGGCGACUACUGCAAGUCCAAGCCGCACUUCACCGAGCCGCUCAGGGACAUGCCGCCGCAGGCGGAGGGUCGCGGUGUGCACCUCGAAUGUCGCCUGGAGCCGCAGAACGACCCGACCAUGAAGGUCGAGUGGUUCCAGAACGGUCGGCCCAUCACCAUCGGACACCGGUUCCGUACCUACUCAGACUUCGGGUUCGUGGCGCUCGACAUCCUCGACCUGACGACGGCCGACUCUGGCGAGUACACGGCGCGCGCCACCAACCAGCUCGGCUCGGCGCACACUUCAGCCACCGUGCCGGUGCGGUCACAUGCUGACGUCGAUACGGAGACGCAGCACGAGGGGGCGCUGGACCAGAUCCAGUACCUGGAGAGUGGCUCGCGACUCACCAGACAGAUGACCACAGAGACCAUGGUGGAUCAGGCACCCACCUUUACCAAGCCCCUGCGCAACAUCGAGACGAUGGAGGGAACGAACGUGCACCUCGAGUGCCGUCUACAGCCAGUGGGCGACAACAGCAUGAGGGUAGAGUGGUUCGUCAACGACAAACCGCUCAAAGUCGGUCACCGCUUCCGUCCUGCUCACGACUUUGACUACGUGGCCCUGGACCUACUGAGUGUGUACGCCACCGACUCGGGAAUGUACACGUGCCGGGCCACCAACCGGCUGGGACAGGCGGUCACCUCCGCGGCCGUCCGCGUCAUCGCGCAUCACGCCAAGACAAAUCAAACAGCUGACGCUGCCAAGAACGACAUGUACACGAACCACCCGUCCUCGCUGGAGCAGAUCCAGUACAUUGAGGACUCGAGCCGCUAUCAGCGCAAGGAGUGGGCCGAUGAGAUGGUGCAGGUCAAACCCAAGUUCACCACACAGCUCAAACACCAGGAGAACCUGCGUGAGGGUCAGACGGCCCACUUUGAGGCCAAGCUGGAGCCGGUGGCAGACGCUAACCUGCACGUCGAGUGGCUCAGAGACGGAAAACCCAUCACCGUCGGUCACCGUCACCGUCCGCUGCACGACUUUGGGUACGUGGCGCUGGACAUUGUCGGCCUGAUCGAGGAGGAUAACGGCGUCUACACGUGUCGCGCCACCAACAACCAGGGCGUCGACGAGACAUCGGCCAUCCUGCGCUGCUCCAGCAGCACCAAGGUGCUGACCAGCUCGCAGCACGAGUGCGGUCUGGAGCAGGUCCAGUACCUGGAGGACCGCUCCCGACUGACGCGCUCCGAGACACUGGACGAGGUCACCACGCAGGCCCCCGUGUUCACCACCUCUCUGAGCAGCGUGUCCAUCAAGGAGGGCCAGCGGGCGCACUUUGAGUCGCGCCUGAUCCCCGUCUCGGACCCGACCAUGACCGUCCAGUGGUUCCACAACGGACGGCCCGUCAAGGCCGGAUCACGGUUCAUGGAGACAAACAGCUUCGGUUUCGUGGCUCUGGACAUCAUGUACGCCUACCCCGAGGACCAGGGAACCUACACGUGCAAAGCCACCAACGCCCUGGGAGAGGCCGUCACGCAGGCCACCCUCACCUGUGCAAGUAAAACAGCCAAGGGCGCCAUCGACCAGGGUACACUGCACGAGCAGGCUCUGGACAAGCUCCGCUACCUGGAGCAGAAGGCGCGGCCGGCACACGAUGCCGAGGAGAGCACCGCACAGGCACCAGUCUUCACCCAGCCCGUGCGCGAUGUCCGGCUCGUCGAGGGCCAGCCGCUGCACUUCGAGGCGCGCCUCAUCCCCGUCGGAGACGCCAACUUGCGCGUGGAGUGGUUCAAGAACGGCGUGCCGCUCCAGCAGGCUAACCGCAUAUCGACGCUGCACGACUUUGGUUUCGUGGCGCUGGACAUGAAGUACACCCAGGAGGAGGACUCUGGCACCUACACGUGCCGUGCCACCAACGAUCUCGGCCAGGCAGUAACCUCCGCCACCGCAGUCAUCCAGUCCAAGGACUCGCUGCUGAUGGAGACGCAGAACGCCAGCUCUCUGGAGAAGUUGCGUCAGCUGGAGGGACGGGCGUUCACCCGGACCGAGAUUGAGGAGACUGUCGUCACUGAAAAACCACGGUUCGUGACCGAGCUGACGGGCCCCACCAGCCUGGUGGAGGGCCAGUCGGCACACAUGGAGGCGCGCAUCGAGCCCUACCCCGACCCCGACAUGAAGGUCGAGUGGUUCCACAACGGAAAGGCGGUCGGCACCGGUCACCGGUUCCGCACCGUCAACGAUUUCGGCUUCAUCGCGCUGGACGUGCUCUCCGCGUACGCCGAGGAUUCUGGCGAGUACACGGCCAAGAUCACCAACCGGCUCGGCUCGGCCACCUCGACCAUCAACAUCAAAAUACAAGCGCGCGCCUCGCUGAUCCAGGAGACGCAGCACCCGGCCGCGAUGCAGAAGAUCUCCUACUUAGAGUCGGACCGCCGACGGGAGGUGCACGAGGAGACCGCCUCCCUGGAGAAGCCCGUGUUCGGCCGGCCACUGCGGAACGCCGCCCUGGCCGAGGGUCAGAGCGCGCACCUGGAGGCCACGCUGACACCGGUCAACGACGCCACCAUGAAGGUGGAAUGGUUCUACAACGGACGGCCGAUCCCGCAGGGUCACCGGUUCCGUACCACAUACGACUUCGGCUACGUGGCGCUGGACAUUCUAUACACCUACCCGGAGGACUCCGGCACCUACAUGUGCAAGGCCACCAACGCCGCCGGCGAGGCGGUCACCACGUGCCAAGUGACCGUUGAAGGAAAACAGGGCCUAUGUCUGGACACGCUCGAUGCCGCGCGACUGGAGAAGAUCCGCAGUCUGGAGGCGACGGAGGCGAUCCGCCCCGAGGAGGCCGCCCCAGAGAUGCAGAAACCAGUCUUCACCACUCCACUCAACAACCUGGAGAACCUUCAGGAAGGUCAGCACGCUCACCUCGAGUGCCGCCUGGAGCCCAUCAACGACCCCAAACUGCGCGUGGAGUGGUUCGUCAAUGGAAAGGAAAUCCGGACAGGACACAGGUUCCGGACAACUCACGACUUCGGCUACGUGGCGCUGGACAUUCUAUAUUCCUACCCGGAGGAUUCGGGCACCUACAUGUGCAAGGCCACCAACGAGCUUGGAGAGGCCGUCAACACAUGCACGAUUCGGGUCAACGAUCGAGCACGCCGCUCAAUCUAUCUGGAUACACAGCACCCGGAGGGCUGGCAGAAGAUCCGCGACCUCGAGUCUCGCGAGACUCAGCGCCCGGAGGAGGCGGAAGAGCCCAAGGAGGCGCCGCGCUUCGUCCAGGAGCUCCGGGGUCAGAUCCAGCUGGCGGAGGGUGGCUCAGCGCACAUGGAGGGUCGCAUCGAGCCGCUGCACGACUCGGACCUGCGCGUCGAGUUCUUCCACAACGGGAAGCCGCUGCAGUCGGCGUCGCGGUUCCACACGACGUUCGACUUCGGCUACGUGUCGCUGGACAUCGGCGGCCUGGUGGAGGAGGAUGGCGGCGAGUACACCUGCCGCGCCGUCAACAAGGUCGGCGAGGCCACAUCCAGCCUCACCAUACAGGUUCUCGACAAGGAGAAGAUCAUCUCGUCGACGCAGCACCCGGAGGGUCUGGAGGCGAUCCGCCAGCUGGAGCAGCGUUCCCCGGAGGUGCGCCAGGAGGAGGCGGCCACCUACCAGAAGCCCAUGUUCACCCAGCCCCUGCAGAGCGACAACCGCCUGGACGAGGGACAGGCGGUGCACCUGGAGGCGCGCCUCAUCCCCGUGGGCGACCCCAAACUCAAAGUCGACUGGUUCAGGAACGAGCAGCCGCUUCAGUUCGGUUCCCGGUUCAAGCCAACGCACGACUUUGGCUACGUGGCGCUGGACAUUGCCGGUCUGCGACCCGAGGACGAGGGCGUCUACUCGUGUCGCGCCACCAACGAGCUCGGAGAGGCCGUCACCACCGCCUCCAUCCGCAUCAAGUCCGAGGCCAACAUCGUGCUGGACACGCAGCACCCGGGCUCGAUGGCCAAGCUGGCCGCGCUGGAGCAGAAGGCGCCCGGGGAGCCGGCAGAGACCGAACAGGAGUUCGAGAAGCCCGUGUUCACCAUGCCGCUCACCGGGCCCACCGAGCUCAUCGAGGGUCAGCACGCGCACUUCCAGGCUCGCUGCGUGCCCGUCGGUGACCCCAGCCUGCGCUUCGAGUGGUACUGCAACGGCGUCGAGCUCAAACUCGAUGGAGGCUCUCGCAUCAAGGAGACGCACGACUUUGGCUUCAUCACGCUGGACAUCAUGUCUGUGAUCCCCGAGGACGCCGGCAUGUACAUGUGCAAGGCCAUCAACAAGGCCGGCGACGCCGUCACCACCACCUCACUGCACGUGCACGACCGCAGCAGCGUGCUGGGUGACGCCAUCCACGCCACGGCCUGGGACAAGAUCCAGCUGAAGGAGGCCGAGAUGAACCGCGUGCCCGAGAUGUACGUGGAGGAGCGACCGCAGCAGGCGCCCGUGUUCACCACACACCUGCAGAGCCACGACCGGCUCACUGAGCAGCAGAGCGUCCACCUGGAGGCCACCGUCGAGCCCAAGACCGACCCCAACCUGCGCGUCGAGUGGAGCAAGAACGGCGUGCCGCUCAUGACCGGCGCGCGUCUGAGGAGCACGUUCGACUUUGGCCUAGUGACGCUGGACAUCAUGAGCCUGCGAGGCGACGACUCGGGCAUCUACACGUGCCGAGCCGUCAACCAGAUGGGAGACGCCGUCUCCACAUGCACACUCAAGGUCGAAGACAAGCACUGGCUGCUGGGUCAGUCUCAGAGACCCGAGGCGCUGCCGGCCAUCGCUCAGCUGGAGCUGGGACGUGGCCCGGCCGAAGCGACCUCGCCCGAUGUCACCUUCGAGCUGCCCGUCUUCGUGUCACAUCUCAACGACGUGCAGUGCAACGAGAACGAGCGCGCCUGCUUCGAGUGCCGCGUCGAGCCGGCCAAGGACCCCAACAUGAAGAUCGAAUGGUUCCUGAACGGCGAGCCGAUGAAGAGCGGCUCCCGUUUCACGACCCACUACGACUUCGGCCUGGUACAGCUGGAGAUCGCCGACACCCUGUCGGAGGACGCCGGACUCAUCGUCUGCAAGGCCACCAACCAGAAGGGCUCGGCGCAGACCACCGGCACACUCCGGGUCAAGAGCUCAUCCGAAAUCUUCAAGGAGACUGGAGAAAAGCCACGCUUCGUUACACAGAUACAGAGCGUGGAGAACCUGCAGGACGGCGACUCGGCGCACUUCGAGUGUCAGCUGGAGCCCGUCGGAGACCCCGACAUGAAGGUGGAAUGGUUCCACAACGGCGCGCCUCUGCGCCACUCCUCGCGCAUCAAGGCCGUCUCCGACUUCGGCUACGUCCUUCUCGACAUCGCCUACGGCCAGACGGAGGACUCUGGCGAGUACGAGUGCCGCGCCACCAACAAGCACGGCUCGGACAGCACGCGCGCCACGCUGCGCUGCCAGGGCCGGGGCGGCGUAUUCCUCGACUCGCUGCAGCCGCAGGCGCUGAGACACAUCUCCGAGCUGGAGAUGACGCCAGAGGUGGACGGAAAGCCCCCGGCGCCCGGCUCGCAGGCGCCCAAAUUCACCAAACACGUCACCGAGAUCACCAACAUGGUGGAGGGCCACUCGGCGCACUUCGAGGCGCGCCUGACGCCCGUACACGAUCCUGACCUGACGGUGGAAUGGUACCGCAACGGCGAGAAGCUGCCGAGCGGCCACCGUUUCCGGACGUUCCACGACUUCGGUAUCGUCAUCCUGGACAUCCUCUACUGCUACGAGGAGGACUCUGGGGAGUACGAGUGCCGCGCCGUCAACAAGGCCGGCUCAGACGUCACCAAGGCCACGCUCAAGUGUGUGUCGAAGGAGAGCCUGAUCUUGACUCCACAGAUACCCAAGGAAAUGAGCGGUGGCCUGGAGAAGAUCCAGACCCUGGAGGACUCCACGCGGUUGACGCGCGAGGAGAAGGAGGACGUGACGACGCGCGUGGCGCCGCGCUUCACGGUGCCCUUCAACAACAUCGACGACCUGCGCGAGGGAGAGAACGCCCACUUUGAGGCGCGACUCACCCCCGUGGAUGACCCCAAACUGAAGACGGAAUGGUACCACAACGGCAAGCCGAUGAAGGCGUCCAGCCGGUACCGCACCUUCUGCGACUUCGGCUUCGUGAUCCUGGAGAUCUCUCCGGUGUACCCGGAGGACAGUGGCGAGUUCACGUGCCGAGCGUUCAACGAGGUCGGCGAGGCCACCAGCACCGCCGUCAUGAAGUGUUCCGGCAAGAGGAACAUCAUUCUUGAGAGCCAGCUGCCCAAGGGCAUGGAAACGAUGCAGAAGAUUGCUGACCUGGAGAAUCUGGGCAUCAAGCCGGUCAUGCCGGGCGAAACUGAGGAGGGCGCUCCACCGCAGUUCCUGACGCAGCCGGCCGACGUCAGUCUGGUGGAGAACCAGCUGGCGCACUUUGAGUGCCGCCUCACCCCGGUCGGAGACCCUACCAUGAGGGUCGAGUGGUUCCACAACGGACGGCCCCUGUCAGCAGGAUCGCGCGUCCGCACCAUCAACGACUUCGGCUACGUCAUUCUGGAGAUCGGCGGCAUCUACCAGCGCGACGCCGGUCUGUACACCUGCAAGGCCGUCAACAGGCACGGCGAGGCGUCAGUCUCCUGCUCCCUCACCGUCAAGGGCCGCCAGGGCGUCGUGUUGGAGCCGCAGAUGCCACACGGCAUGGAAGGUAUCCGCAAGCUGGAGGAGUCGCUCUACCACUCAGAGCAGGUGCCGGUGGAGGACGCCGCGCCGCAGCCGCCGCGCUUCGUCACAGAGAUCAAGAACCUCGAGUCUCUGUUCGAGGGCCAGCCGGCGCACUUUGACUGCCGCGUGGAGCCGGUCGGCGACCCCAGCAUGCGCAUUGAGUGGUUCCACAACGGACGGCCCAUCGACGUCGGAUCCAGGGUUCACUUCCUUGACGACUUCGGCUUCAUCGUGCUGGACCUGGACUGGACGUUCCCGCGCGACUCGGGAGAGUACGUGUGCCGUGCCACCAACAAGUGGGGCACCGCCACCACCAAGGCCACCCUCAUCUGCAAAGACGAAUUCCAGCGAUAUCUGGAGCAUUACAACCUGGAUCACCUCGCCCGGCUACCAGCGAGGAGGCUCUCACAGAUACUUUCCAAGCGGGACGUGGUGCUCGAGUCUCAGCUGCCCAAGGGCAUGUCUGGUGACCGUCUGCGAACCCUCGAGGAGGGGCCCAAGAUGGGCGAGCCGAUGGCACCGGAGGCGGAGGCAGAGCCGCCGCGCUUCGUCAAGGAGAUUGGCAACGUGGACGUUGGCGAGGGUGAGACGGCCUUCUUCGACUGCAAGGUGGAGCCCAAGAGCGACCCCAACCUGCGGGUGGAGUGGUUCAGGAACGGCGUCCAGGUCCAGACGGGCCACAGGUUCCGGACUACGUUCGACUUCGGGUACGCGUCGCUGCAGAUUCUGGGAGUAUACCCAGAGGACGGCGGCGAGUACACCUGCAGGGCCGUCAACAAGGUCGGACAGGCCACCUGCAAGAGUGCACUGACCUGCCGAGCCAUUUCGUCGGUGAUCAUGCUGACCCAGGUGCCGAAGGGCAUGAAGCCCGCCGACUACCUGAUGCAGAUGGAGGCCACCCUGAAGCAAUACACCUCGGAGAUCCACCUCACUGAGGAGGAUAUCUACGACGCCGACCGCAAACAGCCGCCGAGGUUCGUCACCCAGAUCCAGAGCCAGCCGAACUUGGUGGAGAUGGAACAGACCAAGUUUGAGUGCCAGCUGGCGCCCGUUGGAGACCCCAACAUGAAGGUCGAGUGGUUCUUCAACGGCAGACCACUGCCAUACAAGAACCGCUUCACACCGAUCUACGACUUUGGUUACGUGGCGAUGAACUUUGGCUGGGUGUACCCGGAGGACUCUGGGGAGUACCUGUGCCGCGCCACCAACCUGUACGGCAUGGACGAGACCAAGGCCAUCAUCAAGACUAAGGGCAAGCCGGGUAUCGUGUACGAGUCCCAGCUGCCGAAGGGCAUGGAAUCUGUCAAGAAGAUCCAGGAGAUGGAGUCCCACUGGAACCGGGCGCCCGACGCGCCCCUGGAGGAGGAGCGCGCCCGCGAGGCGCCCGUGUUUGUCACCAAGCCGGAGCCGGUGACGGUGAACGAGGGCGACUGGGCGCGCUUCUGCUGCCGAGUCACCGGCCAUCCGCGACCCCGCGUCAUGUGGCUCAUCAACGGACACACCAUCGUCAACGGCACACGCUACAAGCUGACCUACGACGGUAUGUGGCGACUGGACAUCCCCAAAACUCGUCAGUACGACCACGGCAAGAUCGAGGUCGUCGCCCGCAACUCUGCCGGCGAGGCCUACUGCUCCUGCGAGAUCAACAUCAACGCUCGGCAGGACGACUACCGUGCCGUCCUCAAGAACUCGCCGAAACCCUGGUAUGACUAUGACCUGCGACAAUACCAGAGCGAGCGCCAAGAGGUGGAGACCGAGCGGGUCUUCGAAGAGAAAGUGCGGCCCGGCAUAUCUGUUCUCUAUCAGGGAGAACACAGCAAAGUUGUGGAGGAGCCCGAGGCGCCCAGGCGGUCCAAGCGGGGCUCUGACGCUUCAGACGUCGGCAAACAGCUGCCGCAAGAAAGAACCCCGCUCGGCUCUGUGGCCAAGGGCAUGGCGGCUAUCUACGUCCAGAAACUGGCUGAGGCAGGACAGAAGCCGGGAGCAGCCCGACCUGGCACAGCCUCAGCGCCCACUGAACCCGCAGCACCCGGAAAGGAGGCGCCAGGCCGUGCACCGAUCUUCACCCGUAAGAUGCAGCCGAGCCGGGCUUUCGAGACGAACGGGGCCCGGUUCGACGUGGACUUUGUGGGCGUGCCACCGCCCGAGAUCACGUGGUUCCGAGAGGACUUCCCGAUCACGCCCAGCCACGACUUCAAGGUCACCACCACCGGUCGGCACUCGACGCUCGAGAUCCGGGAGGUGUACAGCGAGGACUCGGGUCAGUUCUCGUGCGUGGCCUCUAACGAGCACGGCCAGGUGCGCUGCUCCGCAAACCUGGUGGUGGAGGAACGUCCACUGCCGCACGGUGUCCAGGUGCCGCCCAACUUCACCCAGACCCCGCGCGACGUGCAGCUCUGGCCCGGCACCAAGGUUGUCACGUUCGAGGCCAAGCUGGCCGGAACGAAACCGGUCGACGUCUACUGGCUGAAGGUGAUAGAGAAAAUUGCGGAGGACCACGUGGAACCUGACGGUCGCCACAAGGUGGCCAGCGACCGGGACACCUACACGCUCACUGUGCUGGAGCCGACUGCCGACGACUGCGGGCCGAUCGAGUGUGUGGCCAUCAACGCGUCGGGAGCCGCGCUGCCAGGCUGA